AUGAGUUGAAAGGUGACUACGGCUCACAGCAAUGCCCAAAAAGGGUGAAGAAAAUACAAAUAGUUAAUUCACAAACGAACGGUUUCACGUCUGUUUGUCAGCUGUUACUGUACAUACCAGAAUGGUGUUAAGAGUAAGUGGCAGGAGGAGCGUGGUGUGGGGCUGGCUACUCCUGGUGUCCUGCUUUCUGCUGUCUGUUUGUUCACAUGAGCAGGCAGCCCAAGAACACCCACCGGAGAGUCACCGUCCUAACAUGCACCUGGACAAGAACAUGGUCCAUGACAGAGAACACAUCAUGGAGCAUCUGGAAGGUGUGAUUGACAAGCCGGAGUCGGAUAUGUCGCCGCAGGAGCUACAGUUACACUACUUUAAGAUGCAUGACUAUGAUGGCAACAACUUACUGGAUGGGCUGGAGUUGGCCACAGCCAUCACGCAUGUGCACAAAGAGGAAAGAGGAGAGGAUAGUCAGCCUAUGAAAGAGAAGGACCUCAUAAGCCUUAUAGAUGAUGUUCUGAGGGACAAUGACAAAAACAACGACGGGUACAUAGACUACGCCGAGUUUGCCAAGUCCCUGGAGUAGAGGAGAGACGCUGCCUAACUACUGGGGUCUGGCUCAGGGCACUGCACACAACCACACCACUUUCUCAACCACACCACUUUAAUUUACCUGAGCCAGACCCCAGGUAAAUGUGUCACGCUCUCUGUGGGGUUAUCGCUAUCCUUCAUCCAUCCAGACAGCAUAUAUACCAGAGGUGGGAAAACUAUUUGGCUUGGGGGCCACAUCGGGAUUUUUGAAAUUCAACGGAGGGCCACACAGAUUUGAUUUGACCGAUUUGCUUGUCAAAAUUUGUGGGCAAGAUAAAGGGUAGUAAUUUGAAAAUAUAUAGGUCCAUUAUCAUUUCCACAUACUUUCUAUCUAGUUUUAGACGUUCAAGUGUGGCCUGGAGUUUUUUAUCCCCCCCCCUCAAAAACAAAAUUAAAAUAAAAGGUUUUUACUUAAACCUCCAGCGGGCCGGAUUGAAUGGUUUGCCCACCCCUGAUAUAUACAGUAGAUUAUUCAAUUAUUACUGUAAUUAUUACAAACUGCCAAAUGUGUCUACUGUAUGCUAACAACAAACUAGUUCAGUCAUAUUGGAAUUAAAUUCUUAAGAAGGUAUUUACCUAAGCGCUGCUUUGCUGUAUAGAAUCUAGGAUUAUGGACCAAAGGUUUUGAUAUUUAUGCAUCCAAUCAAGUUAGGCCAUUAACGACAACUGCCUGUGGUCCUUAACUCUAAGAGUGACCUUUAGUAUUACUGCACUAUUCUUGUACUAUUACUCAUGGUGAUAAUGUUACAGGCUGGAUGCAGGAUACUGUACUAAAGAGUAAAUGUGUGAGUGUGGGAAUGGCAAAGCAGGUUUGAAGGAUUUGUCUGAACACAGAAACAAGCCUUGAACAGGGCUGCUUUCAGUUGGAACAAAACGGAAGACAGUGUUUUGAAAUGGAGGCGGUAAUACAUAGGCUAGUCCUACAAGUAUGCUCAUUCGUGUUUUCAAAACGCUUUCUCCCAUUUGUUUGUACUGAAUGUGACCCAGGUAACGUAAAAGCCACACUUGGUACAGGUCUGGUUCUGGUCAAACACAGGCAAUCACAAAUAAUUUUUCUGCUGAUCCACACAUACAUCCCUUACAUAGUCUGUUACCUACCUACCUGAACGCACAAUUCCGCUUACAGCAGGACUGGUACUUGAGAUUAACAGAAUCUGAAUUUCAUACAAGAGAUGUUGUGCUGCACAUUGUGAUUUCUUCAUCACUGGAUUCACUUGACGUAUAGCACAGUGAGACCUCUGGGUGAUAGCAAUACUCAAGGGUUAACUUAAUUUUACAGAUGUGCUAUAAGUAGAAUGCAGGGUUAUGUUGCUAUAAAUGUUAGCGGCCUAUUGAAGUGAUGAUGUUAUGUGUAGGUACACUACACUUGAUUCUUUCCAAAUUAGCUGCAUUGCUGUCAAACAGUUACAGAUCAUUAGGUUACCAGGUCUUUAUGCUAUAAGGCACAGGACUAUAUUCAACCCAUUUAUAAUAUUUCUAAAUGUAUACUGAAACUUUAUUUGUUACAAAAUAGUUCUAAUUUUAUCAUUCAGUGAUGGUUGUUCAGUGAAUACAGGUUAUUUGAAUAGAAAUGUGUUAUUAAAAGCUAUAAAAUGACAGAUUAGUAGACACAUGCAACUGUGUUGUCUUUGUAAUAUGCUGUAAUAAACAAAUAUAUUGUC
Molecule: messenger RNA, 2246 nt
Organism: Coregonus clupeaformis (lake whitefish)
Lineage: Eukaryota; Metazoa; Chordata; Actinopteri; Salmoniformes; Salmonidae
Product: multiple coagulation factor deficiency protein 2 homolog
Exons: 4
Coding region: 122-580 (152 amino acids)
Molecular function (GO): calcium ion binding
Source: RefSeq, a predicted model, not a curated record